Molecule: messenger RNA, 437 nt
Organism: Aureobasidium pullulans EXF-150
Lineage: Eukaryota; Fungi; Ascomycota; Dothideomycetes; Dothideales; Saccotheciaceae
Exons: 2
Coding region: 159-383 (74 amino acids)
Source: RefSeq, a predicted model, not a curated record
CGUCAAACAGUCAUGCAUGACAAGGUCAUAGAACGAUAUCCCACAAAAAGGAAGCUGAAGAAGAAGAGCGCGCCUCGAAAGGGCAGAAGAGUGACAUAACCCUGCAGGAAACAAGGGCUUUUUACGCACGAAAAGAUUCCAAAUGGUCAAACAGCUGGAUGGGGCUGCGCAUUGCAUAUUGGAUUCGAUUUGCCGCUCUUCCUGCCUUACUGCUAUCUUCUUGCUUGAACCUUUUAGAGCGAUGGACGAAAGAGAGCCAAGGGAACCUUGCAUACAAGACUAUCAAACAGUUCGAGCAAAUUGACAUGUCGAACGGUUUCUGGCGUGUACAGCUGAAUCAUGCAGCGCUCCUUGCAAAGAAGAACCUCGCUUGUUUCGCAUAGACAAAGAAGCACCACAGCCACGAAAGACCCAAGAAUUCGGAUAGGGCGGACUGC